AUUUCUUCCAUGUCCCAGAAGUCGCUGCAGGGCUGGAGAUUUGAGCUCGAAGAGCCUGAAAAAGGCACGCCGCGACGCUCGCGACGGUCGGCUGCCGCGAACGUGAGCCAGAUCCGUCUCACGCGUGACGCCGAUCGGCUCGAACUCAAGAAAGGAGACACGGUCCUUGUCUCGAGCGGUUCGGGGCCUCCCGACGUGGCGCUGAUCAGAGACAUUGGUUUUGGCACAGACACGUUUCUGGACGUGCGGGUGCUGUGGUUCAUGCGGCGGUCAGAGGCAAGCGACGACGUUCUGCCGGAAGACAGUCGGCUCGAAAACGACGUGUUUCUGACACCCAUUGUGGAGAAAAUUCGGCUUGACGACAUUGUCGGGCAGUGCACAGUGCUAUCGGCAUCGCAGUUUGUUGCCGUGAGCCUGGACAGCUCGAAUAGCGGCUCGACGUUCCGCUGCCAAAGGUUUAGCGACAGAGACUCGUAUUUCUCAGACCCGGUCGAUUGGGACGAUUACGUCAGCCGAGGCACGGAGUAUGUGUACGAGCGUGUGAGGGAGCUGGCUAUUCCACCUCGCCAGGAGUCGCCGCGCAAGAAAAAGCGCAUCGACACGCCAACGCAGCAGCAGACGCACAAGGCGGCUAGUCCUCAGCUCGUGGUUCUGUCCGAUAGCGAGGAAAUCGACCUGGAAGAUCUUGAUUCGGCAUACGAGAGUCCGCUGGAGGACAAGCCAAAGCGCAGAGAGCGGAAAAGAAAGCCCAGAACAGCCCAGAAACCGGCGAAAUCCAGCUCUCCUUCAAAGUCGACGCCACGAAGUGCACGCAAGGCCAAUAACAGCGUGCCUGUUCUUCCGACCGUGAUCCGGCAGAAAUUCUUCGAGGACGACAACGAGCUGGUUAUAGACGACGACGAUCUACAGGAAGUGGUCGACACGGACGGGAAAGUCGUCAAGACGUUCAGAAAGGCCAAGGAGAAGCUGUUGCCGUCGGCCAAGCUGCAAACGCUUCCGUGCAGGGACCAGGAGUCCUCGCAGUUGUACGGCAGUCUUGUGGACGCGAUCUUGAGCCAGCAGGGCCGCUGUAUCUACGUGAGUGGCACGCCCGGCGUGGGAAAGACGGCCACGAUACGAGAGGUGAUCAAACAGUUGUUUGUGAACCUUGCCAAUGACAACAAUAAGAAAAUGUUCAACUAUUUGGAAAUAAACGGUCUGAAGCUCAUGUCUCCGCCCGCAGCGUACGAGGCUCUGUACCACAAAAUAUCUGGCGAGAACGUCAAGGCCGGCGCGGCGCUCGACCUGCUGGAAAGACAUUUCGAGACCAGGGACGAGACACGGCUGCCGUUGGUUGUUCUGUUGGACGAGAUGGAUCAGAUGGUGACCAAGAACCAGACGGUGAUGUACAAUUUUUUCAACUGGCCCACUUACGAGAACUCGAAGCUGAUAGUGGUUGCUGUGGCCAACACCAUGGAUCUUCCCGAAAGACUGCUCACCAACAAGAUUUCCUCGCGUCUCGGGCUCACCAGAAUCCAAUUUCCCGGAUACACGUACGCACAGCUCAGUGAGAUCAUCAAGCAUCGUCUCGAGAAGAUCGAGCGGGCCAAUGAGAACAAGCUGGUGAUUUCUAAGGACGCAAUUGAGUUUGCGUCCCGAAAAGUGGCCAGUGUGAGCGGAGACGCGCGCAGGUCGCUUGUUUUCUGCGUGCGAGCCUUGGAAAUUGCAGAGAUGGAGUUUCUGAGCAAACCGCAACAGGAGCGCGACGCGCUCCACGGACGGUUCACCGUGGGCAUCGUGCACGUGAUGAAGGCUGUGAACGAAGCCACAUCGACCCCCUUGGCCAACUAUCUGAACUCGCUCUCUUUUGCCGCAAAAAUGGUUUUGGUGGCAUUUCUUCUGCGUCGCAAACGGACUGGGUCUGCCGAGCUUCCUUUGGGCGAGAUCAUUGACGAGAUGAACAACCAGUUCGGCAUGGUGCUGUUUUCCGAGCUGAAGCGGCAGCUAAGCCACGAACAGCUCGAGAUGCUGGAGGUGUUGUAUGGCCACGAAAAGUCAAGGCUGCGAGUGGACGGGCUGGGGUACAUUGUGCGCGAACUGGACGAGAGCGGUGUCAUUGCACAGCAACAACUGCGCGCAGAGCGAUUGCGGCUGGUGCGCCUCAACGUCAAUGAGGACGAAAUAGUCGGGUGUCUAAAAAAAGACGCUUUGAUGGCCGACCUGAUAGCCACUAUGUGACUAGUGUCCCCUCACCUCCUCUCUCGAUGACACUCUGCGGUCGGCUCUGUCGCUACGCUCGUUGUAGAUCAGAAUCGGCUCGCCCACGUUUUGAAUCUCGGGGAUUUUCAGUUUCAGAUCGAAUGCUUUACUAAUCACAAUCUUGAAUAUCUUCUGAAUAUUGAUCGAGGCACUAGUAGAGCAAAAAAUUAGAGGAGCGUUCAUAGCCCGCGCAAACUUCUGUGCAUGUCUCGUGAUCUCCUCCUGGUCCGCGUCGCUCAGGUCCACAAACAGAUCGUAUUUCGUGCCCACCAAGAACGGUAUGGCCGUUCUGUUGAAUCCUCUUGUUUGCCGGUACCAGUCCUUGACGGAGCUCAGGGUAGACUUGCGGGUUAGGUCGAACAUGAACAGCACCGCCACAGCGUCACUGGCCACCAGGGGCAGCAUGUUUGUGAACUCUGCCUCUCCGCCCAGAUCCCAAAUGGAAAAUGUGAUCUCUGUCGUCUUGAUAUUGAUGGAACGUUCCAUAUAAUUGACGCCUAGAGUUUGUGUAUACACCUCGUCAAAACAGUUUUCCA
Ogataea polymorpha is the source of this 2774-nucleotide messenger RNA. RefSeq lists its product as uncharacterized. Gene Ontology annotation, cellular component: nuclear origin of replication recognition complex. Gene Ontology annotation, molecular function: chromatin binding; DNA replication origin binding; ATP binding. The transcript has a single exon. The record is from RefSeq and is a predicted model, not a curated record. Bases 10 to 2217 code for a protein of 735 amino acids. Gene Ontology annotation, biological process: mitotic DNA replication checkpoint signaling; DNA replication initiation. Lineage: Eukaryota; Fungi; Ascomycota; Pichiomycetes; Pichiales; Pichiaceae.